Molecule: messenger RNA, 3671 nt
Organism: Cyprinodon tularosa
Lineage: Eukaryota; Metazoa; Chordata; Actinopteri; Cyprinodontiformes; Cyprinodontidae
Gene: polr3b
Product: polymerase (RNA) III (DNA directed) polypeptide B
Exons: 28
Coding region: 110-3508 (1132 amino acids)
Biological process (GO): DNA-templated transcription
Cellular component (GO): RNA polymerase III complex
Molecular function (GO): DNA-directed RNA polymerase activity; ribonucleoside binding; DNA binding
Source: RefSeq, a predicted model, not a curated record
UAACACAACCGGGACGCAUGUUCGCAAGACUUCCGAUGAUUUGAUUCUCCUCAGACACUUUUUUUGUUGCAUAGUUGUAUGUGUUUACUGGUGAGGAGCAGCUUUUCUAAUGGAGGUGCUGGGAGGAGAGUUUGGAGGCCUGACUCCUCAGGAGCUCGCGGCUCCUGUCAACACUGUGGCGGAAAAAUGGAAAUUGUUACCAGCCUUCCUGAAGGUGAAAGGUUUGGUGAAGCAGCACAUUGAUUCAUUUAACUAUUUCAUCAAUGUUGAGAUUAAGAAAAUCAUGAAAGCCAAUGAGAAAAUAACCAGCGAUGCUGACCCAAUGUGGUACCUGAAGUAUCUGAACAUUUACGUCGGCAUGCCUGAUGUGGAGGAGAGCUUCAACGUAACCAGACCAGUUUCACCUCAUGAGUGUCGCCUCAGAGACAUGACCUACUCUGCCCCGAUCACUGUCGACAUCGAGUACACUCGUGGCAGCCAGAGGAUCAUCCGCAAUGCUCUGCCAAUUGGAAGGAUGCCAAUCAUGCUGCGAAGCUCCAACUGCGUUCUUACAGGAAAGACUCCCAUGGAGUUCUCCAAGCUCAACGAGUGUCCUUUAGAUCCAGGCGGUUAUUUCAUCGUCAAAGGUCAGGAGAAGGUCAUUCUGAUUCAGGAGCAGCUUUCCAAGAAUAGGAUCAUUGUGGACCAGGACAGGAAGGGAACAGUUGGAGCCUCUGUCACCAGCUCCACUCAUGAAAAGAAGAGCAGAACCAACAUCGUCGUAAAGAAAGGCUGCUUCUACCUUAAACACAAUACGCUUUCUGAAGACGCUCCUAUCGCCAUAAUAUUCAAGGGUAUGGGUGUAGAGAGUGACCAGGAGAUAGUUCAGAUGAUCGGCACGGAGGAGCAUGUCAUGGCUAGCUUCGCUCCCAGUCUGGAGGAAUGUCAGAAAGCUCAGAUUUUCACACAGACUCAGGCUCUAAAAUUUCUUGGGAAUAAAGUCAGACGGCAGCGCAUGUGGGGAGGUCCUAAAAAAACCAAGAUGGAGGAGGCCAGAGAACUGCUGGCCUCUCUCAUCCUCACUCAUGUUCCUGUGAAAGAAUUUAACUUUCGGGCCAAGUGUAUUUACCUGGCUGUGAUGGUCCGGAGAGUGAUCCUGGCUCAAGGCGACAACAAAGUGGACGACAGAGAUUAUUAUGGGAACAAGCGUCUGGAGUUGGCUGGUCAGCUGCUGUCUCUGCUCUUUGAGGAUCUGUUUAAGAAGUUUAAUGCCGAACUGAAGAAGAUUGCUGACCAGAUCAUCCCCAAGCAGCGAGCAGCUCAGUUUGAUGUGGUCAAACACAUGCGACAGGAUCAGAUCACCAACGGCAUGAUCAACGCCAUCUCUACAGGCAACUGGUCUCUGAAGAGGUUCAAGAUGGACCGUCAGGGUGUCACCCAGGUCUUGUCCCGUCUCUCCUACAUCUCAGCUCUGGGCAUGAUGACCAGGAUCUCCUCCCAGUUUGAGAAAACCAGGAAGGUCAGCGGGCCCCGAUCGCUGCAGCCGUCCCAGUGGGGAAUGCUGUGUCCAUCCGAUACACCUGAGGGAGAGGCCUGCGGUCUGGUGAAGAACUUGGCUCUCAUGACGCACAUCACCACAGACAUGGAGGACGGGCCGAUCAUCAAGCUGGCUUUCAACCUUGGCGUCGAGGACGUCAACCUGCUGUGUGGAGAGGAGCUGUCCUACCCUAGUGUCUUCCUCGUCUUCCUCAACGGUAACAUUCUGGGCGUCAUCAGAGACCAUCCUAAGCUGGUUAAAACCUUCAGACUCAUGCGGAGAGCAGGUUUCAUCAAUGAGUUUGUGUCCAUCUCCACCAACGCGACAGAUCGUUGCGUCUACAUCUCGUCUGAUGGAGGAAGACUCUGCAGGCCGUACAUCAUAGUGAAGAAGGGACAGCCCAUGGUGAACAACAAACACAUAGAGGAUCUGGCUCAGGGCUACAGAACAUUUGAGGACUUUCUGCAUGAAGGCCUCGUGGAGUACCUGGAUGUGAACGAGGAGAACGACUGUCAGAUCGCCCUUUAUGAACACAUGAUCAGCAAAGACACGACUCAUUUAGAGAUUGAGCCCUUCACGUUGCUCGGAGUUUGUGCCGGCCUCAUUCCCUACCCCCACCACAACCAGUCACCCAGGAACACAUACCAGUGCGCUAUGGGCAAGCAGGCCAUGGGAACUAUUGGUUACAACCAGAGGAACCGUAUCGAUACCCUGAUGUAUCUGCUGGUGUAUCCUCAGAGGCCGAUGGUCAAAACGAAAACCAUCGAGCUCAUAGACUUUGAGAAGCUGCCUGCAGGUCAGAACGCCACUGUGGCUGUGAUGAGUUACAGCGGCUACGAUAUUGAGGAUGCUCUGGUCCUCAACAAGGCUUCGCUGGACAGAGGUUUUGGUCGCUGUCUUGUGUAUAAAAAUUCAAAGUGCACUCUGAGGCGUUACACCAACCAGACCUUUGACAAGGUGAUGGGGCCUAUGCUGGACGCUGCGACUCGUAAACCCUUAUGGAGGCACAGCAUCCUGGACGCUGACGGCAUCUGCUCACCCGGUGAGAGGGUGGAGAACAAGCAGGUACUGGUGAACAAAUCAAUGCCAACUGUCACCCAGACUCCACUGGAGGGCAGCGCCCAGCCAGGUCAGCCCCAGUACAGAGAGGUGCCAAUCAGCUAUAAGGGCUCAACAGACUCUUACAUCGAGAAGGUCAUGAUCUCAUCCAAUGCUGAAGAAGCCUUCUUGAUCAAGAUCCUCCUGAGGCAGACGAGGAGACCAGAGAUAGGAGAUAAAUUCAGCAGUCGACACGGACAGAAAGGUGUCUGUGGCCUCAUAGUCCCUCAGGAGGACAUGCCGUUCUGUGACACCGGCAUCUGUCCGGAUAUCAUCAUGAAUCCUCAUGGAUAUCCCUCCAGAAUGACGGUUGGAAAGUUGAUCGAACUGCUGGCUGGGAAGGCCGGAGUGCUGGACGGACGGUUUCACUACGGGACAGCCUUUGGAGGCAGCAAAGUGAAGGAUGUGUGCGAGGAUCUGAUCCGAUACGGAUACAACUACCAGGGAAAGGACUACGUGACCUCAGGGAUCACUGGUGAGCCGCUGGAGGCGUACAUCUACUUUGGACCGGUCUACUACCAGAAACUAAAGCACAUGGUUCUGGACAAGAUGCAUGCCAGAGCCCGAGGCCCCAGAGCCGUUCUCACCAGGCAGCCUACGGAGGGCCGCUCCCGGGACGGAGGGCUGCGACUGGGGGAGAUGGAGAGAGACUGCUUGAUUGGCUACGGUGCCAGCAUGUUGCUGCUGGAGCGUCUGAUGAUCUCCAGUGAUGCCUUUGAGGUGGACGUGUGCGGACAGUGUGGCCUGCUGGGAUACUCUGGCUGGUGUCACUACUGUAAGUCCUCCUGCCACGUGUCGUCGCUGAGGAUCCCGUACGCCUGCAAGCUGCUGUUCCAGGAGCUGCAGUCCAUGAACAUCAUCCCUCGACUCAAACUGUCGCGCUACAACGAGUGAGCGGAGACAGGGACAGAAACAGUCAGAGUGAGUGAAAGGUUUAGACUCGGACUAUUUCAAUAAUGAGGCUGUGGAUUAGAUUUGAUGAGGAAAAGAUGUAAAGGAGAAAGAGAUGGACUGAAAAAAGGACCUUUUUUGUUUAUGUUCACAAACUUUAACUAUA